This is a messenger RNA of Striga hermonthica, 555 nucleotides long. NCBI's taxonomy places the organism in Eukaryota, Viridiplantae, Streptophyta, Magnoliopsida, Lamiales, Orobanchaceae. The record is from the annotation of a GenBank genome assembly.
AUGGAAGGUACUAAAGUAACUGUCAGAAAAACUAAGAAAAAGCAGGUUAAACACGAGCUCGACCGAAUUAAGCAGGCCGAGAAGAAAAAGAGGCGGCUCGAGAAGGCCCUUGCCACGUCAGCUGCCAUCCGUUCGGAACUUGAGAAAAAGAAGCAGAAAAAGAAGGAAGAACAAGAAAGGCUCGAUGAGGAAGGUGCUAGAAUAUCCGAGGCUGUUGCACUGCACGUUUUACUCGGUGAGGAGGACUCGGAUGACUCGUGUAAUAAUAACAUUAAUCUGGAUAAGGAUGAUGACAUCAUCAUGGGACGGAGACAAUCUUUGAUCCCUUUUCGUGAUUUGUCUGAAUAUUCGCCACUUGGGCAAAUGGAGAAUUACUGGGAAAAUUCGAACUUUAUGGUCUCGUCUGGUUCUUCUUAUGUGGGGGGCUUUUGUUGCUAUCAGUUUUUUGGAGAUGAUGUUUGGAGCUCGAUCGGUAAUCUUACUGCUCGUGCAGAGACCUCACUUAAGAUUGCUGAUGAUGAUGGUGCUUAUGUGUUUAAUCAUUUGUCUGAGUGA